Molecule: messenger RNA, 666 nt
Organism: Brassica oleracea var. oleracea
Lineage: Eukaryota; Viridiplantae; Streptophyta; Magnoliopsida; Brassicales; Brassicaceae
Exons: 5
Coding region: 26-484 (152 amino acids)
Source: RefSeq, a predicted model, not a curated record
UUUCACCGGUGCUCGAGCUUCUUCAAUGGCCGUCUUGCACCCACCGCCGCUUCCGUGGAACGACGCACCAUUAGCUCCUCCGGGCCGCUACAAUCUUCAAGGCUUGAUGGAGAACCACGCAUUUGUGGGUGAAGCGGUAAUUGAGUCUGCUGUUGGGUGGUUGAACGCUGCUCAGAUCGAGUCACUCUUGCUUGCGGCUGAGGCCAAUUUGAUCCCCAUUUCUACAGAUCCUGCACCAGAAGGGACAACAGGUUUAUUUGUGUACAACACUAGAGCGUACAACGACCACAGAAUGUAUCAUCAUGUUGGUCCAGCAUCUCUGAUUGCAAGACAAACUCUUGUCAACGGUGACUCUUUCGUUAAAAUGGGCGAGGCCAUUGGUUUUAACAACAACCGCUAUCGCAAACGUGUACACCGCAACUUCGAUAGGUUCGAUCACUUGGCGAUUAUCCACUACAGGUUCAUCGGUCUCCACGAGCUUUGAAAGUAUAUCGCCAGAGUCAUUGCUUGGAAGCUGGAUUGGAAGAAGGAUGUGCUCAUAUUCAUAGGAAAACGUGUCAUUAAGGAAUUACCAGAUUUCUUACAUUUUUAAAAAAACUGUGUUCUUAUCUUAGGUUUUUUGUACAUUUACAUGAUUUACAUUUACAUUGUUUUUAUCAGGUCUGA